AUGUCGGACCAGUCAACCUUUGACACGGACGUGUGGACGCUGACCCGUUUCGUCACGGAGACGGGACGGCAGGCCAAGGGGGCCACGGGUGAGCUGACCCAGCUGCUCAACGCCAUCAUGACCGCCAUCAAGGCCAUCUCCUCGGCCGUGCGAAAGGCAGGCCUUGCACACUUACAGGGUAUGGCGGGCUCCGUCAACGUGACGGGGGAUGACGUGAAGAAGCUGGACGUGCUGUCCAAUGACCUGGUAGUCAACAUGUUGAAGGCCUCUUACAGCACCUGCUGCAUGGUCUCCGAGGAGGACAAGGAUCUCAUCGUUACGCCCAAAGACAAGAGGGGUAAGUACGUGGUGUGUUUUGACCCUCUAGACGGCUCGAGUAACAUCGAUUGUCUGGCUUCCAUCGGCACCAUCUUUGCCAUCUACAAACGAGUGACAGACGGCGAGCCCACCGAAGAGGACGCCCUCCAGCCGGGCAGCAACAUAGUGUGCGCGGGUUACGCCCUGUACGGCAGCGCCACCCUGGUGGCCCUCAGCACCGGUGCCGGCCUCCACUUUUUCAUGCUCGACCCGGCCAUCGGCGAGUUUAUCCUGACGGAGAGGAACGUGAAGAUCAAACCCAGGGGGAAGAUCUACAGCUUGAACGAGGGCUACGCCAAAUACUUCCACCCUUCAGUAAAUCACUAUAUUGAGCACAAGAAGAACCCUGAGGACGGUGGCACCCCAUACGGCGCGCGCUACGUGGGCUCUAUGGUGUCCGAUGUGCACCGCACCAUCACGUACGGCGGCAUCUUCAUGUACCCGGCCAAUCAAAAGAGUCCGGAAGGAAAGUUGCGUCUGCUGUACGAGUGCAAUCCGAUCGCUUUCCUGGUGGAGCAGGCAGGGGGCGUGGCCACCACCGGUGCCCAGAGGGUCUUGGAUGUGCAGCCCCGGGCACUCCAUCAACGGGUGCCCUUUGUGGUGGGCUCUCCCGAUGACGUAAACGAGUAUUUGGCUUUUGUAAACAAGUACCAGUAG
Nerophis lumbriciformis (worm pipefish) is the source of this 1014-nucleotide messenger RNA. Lineage: Eukaryota; Metazoa; Chordata; Actinopteri; Syngnathiformes; Syngnathidae. The record is from RefSeq and is a predicted model, not a curated record.